Molecule: messenger RNA, 780 nt
Organism: Aspergillus bombycis
Lineage: Eukaryota; Fungi; Ascomycota; Eurotiomycetes; Eurotiales; Aspergillaceae
Exons: 2
Coding region: 1-780 (259 amino acids)
Source: RefSeq, a predicted model, not a curated record
AUGGGGUUUGGCGGUGUUGUUCUCCGCUUCUUCAAUUUGGCUAUUCGCGUCCUUCAAUUUCUCGACGGUGCUGUAAUUCUAGGAAUUUUUUCCUACUUUUUAGCUGUCCUCAGCCGUCAUGACCAGAACAUCCCUCAGUGGAUGAAAGCUACCGAGGGUCUGUCCGGUGCGGCGACCCUUUACGGACUAUUAGGUAUCCUCUUCACCUGCUGCUUGGGAGGAGUCACAUUUUUCGCCGCUGUGGCCGUUGUUCUCGAUGUCUGCUUUGUCGGAGCCAUGAUCGCUAUUGCGAUCAUGACUCGCAAUGGCACACAGCAAUGCAGCGGCCGAGUCGACACACCUUUAGGAUCAGGCGAAAGCAACGCAGAAUCGCCAUCUAGAGUGAAAUACGGGUUUGCCUGUGAACUCCAAAAAGUCACAUUCGCAGUCGCAAUCAUCGGAAUCUUUUUCUUCCUGGUUUCCAUUCUCUUCCAAGUCCUUUACGCCCGUCACCACAAGCGUGAGAAGCGUUUCGGACCUUCCCCGGCCAACGACUACACGUAUGGUACUCGCCCUCGUGCUUUCUGGCGUCGCAAGAAGAACAACCCAGAUGCCGCCAGCGCCGACGAUAUGCUCCCAACCCAUCCUUCUCCUCAGGAUGUCGAACUAGGACCUCCCCAAGAGAAGCCUAGUGGUUUUGGUGGUUUCUUCUCUCGAAACAAAGAUACCGCUCAGACCACCCCGGGUGCGCCACAGAACGGCUAUGGCUACGGAAACUCCGCCUAUACAGGCAACUACUAA